UUGUGUGCGCGAACGCACGAUUGCAAAUCAUUCGACCACAUACUCUUCGCUGCGUCUCAGUGACAAUGUCUGCGGAAAAUCGCGAGGAAUCUAUGCGAGAAAUCGCGUUACGACUCGCGACCGAAGAAGAGAACAAGCGAAAGACUGAUCAGAAUGAGACUCACGAACGUUCCAUUAUCAUCCUCGGCAGCAAGGGAGUUGGUAAGACAACAAUGCUGUAUCGAUUCCUCGAAAAAGAUGAAAGAGCGAAACCGACUGUAGCGAUGGAUUAUUCGUUCGGUCGCAAAACAGUGAAGAGUUUAGUGAAAAACGUAGCGCAUGUAUGGGAGGUGGGACACUUGACGUCUUCUUUGGUAUCCGUCGCGAUGACGGGAUCGACGUUAACGCAUUCGGUUCAUCACACAGUAUUGCUGAUGAUGCUGGAUUUAUCGCGACCAGAAGAAUUGUGGACCUCCUUCGAGGAGAGUCUCUCGGUGAUGCGAAUCGGUUUGAAAAUGAGUUACGAUCUCGAUACGAUUAAGGAAUUGGGAGAAAAAAGAAUAGCGGAGCGGAAAAAGGAGAUAGAACGCGGAGUCGAUCCUUUCCCGAUGAAGCUGUGCAUCAUAGGCGGGCGAUACGACGAAUUCAAGGAGUUUGACUCGAGCAAAAAGGAAUUUGUCGGCAAGAUAUUGAGAGCGGCAGCUCACAACUUGGGCGCGAGUCUGUAUUAUUACUCGUCUAAAGAUAAGUUUCUCAUACGACGGCUCAAAGAUUUAUUAUCUCAUCACGGAUUUGGUUCUCCGCUUGCGGAGGAAAAGUGCACGGAUUACGAGAAACCGUUGGUGGUCGCGGCCGGCGCGGAUUCAUACGGACGGAUCGAUUUGCAAUUUCCGCAAAUGAGACCAUCGGCAAUUUUAGACACCAUCAAGCAGAUCUACGUUUCCCGAAUACCGCAGGCGUCGAAGAACGAUGAGAGCACUUUGGAGGAUCCUAGCAACGAUCCUAAUUUUAACGAGCCCGUUAUCGACAGGCUAAGAAUACAGCGGGAGGAGGAAAUCAGCAUACUGCUGAGCGACAUGAUGGAAGGUCGCAUGCCGAAAAUUCCUGUGCCCGAUCCAAUUUAAAAAUUCAUUUCCUUUUCACUGUUGAAUAAAAUAAUAAGAAAUUAUAGUUGACGUUUAUCAUGUGAUAAUUAC
Molecule: messenger RNA, 1175 nt
Organism: Pseudomyrmex gracilis
Lineage: Eukaryota; Metazoa; Arthropoda; Insecta; Hymenoptera; Formicidae
Product: cytoplasmic dynein 2 light intermediate chain 1
Exons: 7
Coding region: 66-1103 (345 amino acids)
Biological process (GO): intraciliary retrograde transport; intraciliary transport involved in cilium assembly
Cellular component (GO): cytoplasmic dynein complex; ciliary basal body; axoneme
Molecular function (GO): dynein heavy chain binding
Source: RefSeq, a predicted model, not a curated record